CUCGGGCGCCCCCUGGCGGCGCGCGUGAGGCGGGCGCGGCCAUGGCGGCCGCGGGCUGCGCUGCGGAGGCGCCUCCCGACGGGCGGGAGCCCCUGCUGGGGUCCGCAGGGCCCGCGGCGGGUGAGGACCAGGAGGAGGAGGAGGAGGAGAGCAGGGAUGUUGUGGAAUCACAGGAGCAUUAUAAGAGCCGCUGGCGAUCCAUCUGGAUCAUGUACCUGACAAUGUUUCUCAGUAGUGUAGGUUUCUCAAUUGUAAUUAUGUCUGUGUGGCCGUAUCUCCAAAAGAUUGAUCCAACGGCGGAUGCGAGUUUCUUGGGCUGGAUUAUAGCUUCAUACAGCAUUGGCCAAAUGGUUGCCUCUCCCCUCUUUGGCCUCUGGUCCAACUACAGGCCCAGGAGAGAGCCUCUGGUCAUUUCCACGGCUAUUUCAGUAGCUGCUAAUUGUCUCUAUGCCUACGUCCACGUGCCCCGUGCCCACAACAAGUACUACAUGCUGACUGCCCGCGCUCUCGUGGGGUUUGGAGCAGGAAAUGUGGCUGUAGUUCGAUCAUAUAUUGCGGGUGCCACUUCUCUGACGGAAAGAACGAGUGCCAUGGCCAACACCAGUGCCUGCCAAGCAGUUGGCUUCAUAUUAGGCCCAGUUUUUCAGACAUGUUUUACGCUUAUUGGAGAAGAAGGAGUAACGUGGAAACUCCUUUGUCUUCAGCUGAACAUGUACACAGCACCAGUGUUGUUUGGAGCUCUCUUAGGAGUUAUUAAUAUUAUUCUCAUCUUUGCCAUAUUCAGGGAGCAUCGAGUGGAUGACAUGGGACGGCAGUACAAAAGCAUCAAUUCUGACGGAGAAGGAAGUGAUGUUCUGGAUCAGAACACAGAAGGAAGCAUUGACCACGUUGCUGUGGUAGCACUCAACGUUCUCUUCUUUGUCAUCCUGUUUGUGUUUGCUGUCUUUGAAACUAUAGCCACUCCACUGACAAUGGAUAUGUAUUCCUGGACCAGGAAACAAGCUGUUUUUUAUAAUGGGAUAAUCCUGAGUGUGAUUGGCAUUGAAUCAGUUAUUGUUUUCAUGGUGGUUAAAACACUAUCAAAAAAGACUGGUGAGCGUGCCAUACUCCAUGCAGGCUUACUGAUAGUCUUGGUUGGAUUCUUUAUCUUACUGCCUUGGGGGAAGAAACUACCAAAUAUCCAGUGGCAAGAAAUAAAGAACAACUCCAUUCCCAGAACAGCCCCCAGUGAAAUGUUAGUGCCUUUCUGGAGUUUGCCAGAGCUGCAGCUACCAUCCAACCACACAGCAGAACCUGUGGGCUGCCCUGUCACACAGUCCUGGUGCCUGCACACUCCCAUGAUCUACCUGGCCCAGUACAUCAGCUCUGAUGUGCUCAUAGGCUUGGGCUAUCCUGUUUGUAAUGUCAUGUCCUACACUUUAUACUCAAAAGUCCUAGGACCAAAGCCUCAGGGUGUCUACAUGGGAUGGUUGACUGCCUCUGGAAGUGGAGCACGGAUCCUUGGGCCUGUUUUUGUGAGCCAAAUCUACACUCACCUGGGGCCACGCUGGGCAUUCAGCUUGAUCUGUGGAGUAGUUGUAGUCUCUCUCUUACUCUUGGAGAUCGUAUACAAGAGACUAAUUGCAUUUUCUGUCAGAUAUGGGAGGAUGCAGGAAGAGAAUUGUUAAAUACAUAUUUUAAAAAACCCCAAACAGUAAAACCAAGCAGAAGUAAUACUUAGUUUAUUACUGCUUUUGAAUGAGGAGUACCUAACCACUGACCUUGUUGGAUGUGUGCUAACAACUGUACACCUGUACUUACACGUUGACAGAACAUUUAACUUGGUCAUACCCCAAUACCCCCUGCUGCAGUUGGCUUCUGUGUCCUGCUUUUCUAGCAGCAGAGGAAGGAAUGUCAUGGGUCUGAGUGAGACUGUGGCACAUUUGAAGUGUGUACAGUUUGUGUGAUGUACAUGUGCACUGAGGGCAGCUGUGAAGGUCACAGGUUAUGUGCAUCCUUUCCAGAAACAAGUAAAAGAAAUAUCUUGAUUCUGUGAAUCAGGAUUAGUAACUCUUUUGUAACUACAAGAUUAGUUGAGCUGCAUGCACUUUGUAUGGAGACACCACUGCUUGAGCAAACCUUCUGAUGUUGGGUUUGUUGGCGUGUAAGCACUGGUUAAUACAAACCACCUGGUUCUGGAACCUGUUACCUCUCCUCCAGGAUUCCAAAUGACAGGUGACAGAAACACAUAGGAAGAUAGGUGCCCUCCACACAGGUAGUUGAUGUGGGAUUUGGGUCUUUAAGUUGACCAAGAGCCAUUGAAAAUCAGUUUCAGCACCUGUUACUUGAACUACAAGGAACCAAAUGUGCAAUUUUUCCUCUACUAUUUUGCUGAAUGCCUUUUUGUAGCAAGAAGGAUAACCUGCAGCAUUGAUAUAUGUACAGCUUUUCUUAACUACAAGAAAAAAAAGUCUAAGCACAAUAGUUUACACUUUUGUGCUUGGUGGGAAUGAAUGCACUGUGCUGAGCAGUGGCAGUUAAUUAAGUGAAAGGAGAAAACUGGCUCCUGGGUGUUCACUAUUAUCUGCAGACUUGUAUUUCUUCUGAUAUUAGGGUACAAGAAAUGGGAAUUGACACUGUUGUAGUCAUUCAGGCUUCAUUUUAAAAAGUGAGACUCUAAUCUUCCUUCAUAAAGAGGCCUAAGCUCAUCUGUAUGGGUACAUUUAGCUGUUUUAAUGCUACUGGGGAAAAAAAAAAAUCUCUGGAGUAACUCCAAUUUGAGAGUUGUGGCUGCUGUCUAAUGUCUCUACUAUUUGAAUUUAACAAAUGUAAUUAUUAUUCCUAUACACUCAAUUGUUCAAACACUAAGAGACUACUGAAUUAAAAGAUGAUUUUUCAAUACUGAC
Messenger RNA from Passer montanus (Eurasian tree sparrow), 2885 nucleotides. RefSeq names its product major facilitator superfamily domain containing 8 (gene MFSD8). Gene Ontology annotation, molecular function: transmembrane transporter activity. Gene Ontology annotation, cellular component: lysosomal membrane. The transcript is spliced from 13 exons. Gene Ontology annotation, biological process: transmembrane transport. The record is from RefSeq and is a predicted model, not a curated record. Lineage: Eukaryota; Metazoa; Chordata; Aves; Passeriformes; Passeridae. The coding region runs from base 42 to 1667 and encodes 541 amino acids.